CCGGUGUGGGAAAUGGUUGGCCAGCGUGCACAAAAGCUAUCAGCACAAUUGAAGGCUACUGCUUCAUGUCUUGCUGGAUUUAUGGAUUCAAUCCAAGCGGUCAGCGAUUAUGCAAACAAUCUGAAGGGCGCAGCUCGAGAUAUGGGCGUAUGUAUGACACGAGUUUGCAUGCGAGAACGAGCGCUGGAACACCGCCUGAGGGCUGUCGCGGACGCUUUGACCGAGGAGACAGCCGUCAGCAUCCAACAGAGAGCCGCUUACUGGAAACAGAGGACGGCUGAAUUAGACAAGAGUGCAGCGAAGCACGUAAAAAAGAUCAGGACACGAAAAGGCCGACCUGAUCCAGCUGCGGUAUCUGAGCAGCGUCAACUAUGUAGUCAGGUUCUUGGCGAACAACGGACACAGUUUGCUUUUUUCAUCGGCACGCUAAUGCCAGUUUUCACAGCUGAGAUUUCUCUUCUUGAUGAAGGUUCACACAUUAGACAGGUCGUCGAAAAUUUGGACAGCACUGUUAAGUUGGUGGAUGGUCACAUGUUGGUGCAGACGAUCCUUAGCGAUCUAUCACAAGGUGCCGACAAUGCCUGGCGGCAGUGUUUAACAAAUGCAGUUCGGGCUUACCGUAAUGGUGACUCGGUAAACGACGAUGGUGGUUUGUCUACUCGAGCUACUACACCUGGAAGCAGUUUUAGUCAUGGUUUCCGAAAUUUCCUUUCAGAAGGUUCAUCUCGUCCGCCACCUCCAACUCGUCGAAGCAGCACAAUUACGGCAGCCACACCAACUGCACCGUCGGUUGUGGAAGCGCGAAUGAGUAUGGGAUCCUUAAUGGGUAUGUUAUGGGAGUAUUUCUGUGGAAUUAUAGAUAUAACUUAA
Angiostrongylus costaricensis is the source of this 870-nucleotide messenger RNA. The record is from the annotation of a GenBank genome assembly. Lineage: Eukaryota; Metazoa; Nematoda; Chromadorea; Rhabditida; Metastrongylidae.